AGGAGAAACCUGAGACACUCACUUCUUUGCAACGGACGACAACCUGCUCCUGAAACCUCACCAUGUCUUGCCACAACUACUGCUCCGGAAACUACACCUUGGGGUCUCUCGGGAGUCCCUGUCACAUUCCCGUCGCCUCCUCCGUCGGCCUCUACACUCCGAGUGUGAGCGUCGGAGAUGCUCUCUGCUUGCCCAGCAGCUGUCAGGACCGAACCUGGAUCCUGAGCAAUGGCCAGGAGACCUGCAGUGAACCUACCAGCUGCCAGCCAGCCAACUGUGAGCCCAGCAGCUGUGAAACUUCCAGCUACCCUUCUUCUGGUUGCUAUGUGCCAAGACCCGGCCACGGAACCAGUUUUCCUCCGGCUUCUUCUUACCUCUCUGGAUCCUGCCUCUCAGUGUCUUAUAGACCACUGACCUAUGUGUCCAGCUGCUCACGACCCUCGAGCCUUCUCCCUUGUGGAUAUCGCCCCUCGGGUUCUUUGCCCUGUGGUUUUCAUCCCAUCAGCAUUGUGUCCAGCGGCCUCAGACCUCUGCGCCCUGUCUUCAGUGGAUGCCAAACUCUGCCUUAUGUGUUCAGUCCUUACCGUCCGUCUUGCUCUACCUAAGGAAGCCUGUAGCUUCGUUAUUCUGGCCAAUACUCACGCUAAAGAUCAAAGAUGAAAAUUCGAACUCCACGCGCUUCUGCUCUUUUCCUAGCAGUGACUGCUUUUUCUUGAUUUUUCUGUGCCUGAUCCAAUGAAAGCUGUUCCUUUCCCAUUUUCAUCUUUUUUUCAUCUCUCCUUAGCAUAAAAUUAUGGUUUGCAAUGCUCUUCAAUGUUAAUUGGGUGUGGGAAGAAUUUAUUCGGUUUGGAUUAUAAUAAAUGUGUUUAAGUCAGAACUAA
Messenger RNA from Bubalus bubalis (water buffalo), 881 nucleotides. RefSeq names its product keratin-associated protein 26-1. Gene Ontology annotation, cellular component: keratin filament. Lineage: Eukaryota; Metazoa; Chordata; Mammalia; Artiodactyla; Bovidae. Gene Ontology annotation, molecular function: structural molecule activity. The coding region runs from base 63 to 605 and encodes 180 amino acids. The transcript has a single exon. The record is from RefSeq and is a predicted model, not a curated record.